GUUUUGGUAAAGUAAAGAGAAUGAUGUAUUUAUUUAGUCUCAAAUGACUGCUGAUGUUGUUAUUUAGGCAUGGAGACCUGGCUAUUUUGGUGAUGACCUGCAACACAAGCUGCCCGUCUAAUUGUGAAAGGGAUAUAUGUUAUCAGACCAGUGGGUUAUGUACAGAAUGUGCAUCCGGGUUUUAUGGCAUUGACUGUAAGCAGACUUGUCCGGCACACUGUCGAUACUCACUAUGUGCCAGAAGUAGCGGGGCUUGUUCAGUAUGCGAACCUGGAUAUUAUGGUGUUACCUGCAACACAAGCUGCCCGUCCAAUUGUAAAGGGACUAUAUGUAAUCAGACCAGUGGGUUAUGUACAGUGUGUGAAGCCGGUUUUUAUGGAAAUCAAUGUUUAAAGUCGUGUGGCAGUUGUCAAGGUGUGAGUUGUGACAAGGACACUGGAGACUGUACGACAGGGUGCACAGAUGGAUGGACUGGAAACGAAUGUGACAACAAGGCGGUACUUAUAACGAAUGGGGACUCCACAGUCGGAAUAGGCGUCGGAUCCGGAGUGGUUAUACUGGUUCUGGUCAUCGUGAUCAUUGUACUGGUCAGACGUCUCACGAUGAAGCGCGGUGACACCACAGGUUCUUCUCAUAUGACAGAUAUAUCAUUGUCGAGAACUGCAAAAGAGCUAAAACAAAAUCAAGAUAAUACCUACGACGAAAUAGCAACGUGCAACAAGGAACAAACCAUUGCGCAGAUUUCACACAAUGAGGCAAAUUAUGAACAGCUUGGACGCAGGGAGGUGGAAAUUCCAAAUAUAUACGAGACAACAGAUGUUGACAAGGAAACAUAGGGAAAUGCUUCUUGUAAAAUGGACAGUUUUAUCAUUCAACACAACGUAACGUUGGUGCUGGAACUAAAUUACACACAUAUAACUUUUGUUUUGAUGAAUUCGUCUCCUAACUGAACAGAAUAAUAAGUAGGUGAUGAACAUUGACAGUGUUGUAGAUUGUGUAUAUUCAGUUGUAAAUUCUUGUAUGAUUUUUAAGUUGUCAAACUAUCGGAAUGUCAGUUUUGUGAACCCAAGCAUGUUUCAUAUAUACUGUCAGUGUUGCGGUUAAAUGUAUUUUCAUACUGACUUAGUAUUUCGUCGUUCUGUACAGCAGUUUAUAUAUUUUAUAUUACUGUAAGACUUUUGCUUUUAUCGCACUUAGCCAUUGCAGUGAACUUUAUAUAAUUUGUCAUUUUACGAUCUCAGAAGUUAAUUUGAGGGAUGAAUGUUUGGGAGUAGAAGUUUAAGUAGUUUUGAGCAAGUUUUCAAGCAGUGUUAGAUAAGCACACAGUUGACAGGUGGUUGACUAGUAACAGUGUUAUAUGAAGCAUACAAAAUUCAUUGAAUAAAAUAUAUCUGUAUCUUAAUGGACUCAAACAAAUAUGUUGAUCGAAGGCAAAAGUGGAUGUCUGGGUUUUUGGUUUUACUUUUGUGCAGUGUUAGAUAAGUGUCGAAAGGCUAUAUUAAGAAAUAUGCAUUUAUAUAGACACUGAGUAAUGAGUAGAAGAAUAUUAAUAUUUAUUGUUUUUUUAAAAGAGUUUUUUUUUGCAUUGAAUGAUACAAUAAGUAGGUGUUCAGCUGCUUUCAUUAUUAUUUUUUCGAGAGUAUUUCACCAACACAAUAAUUCAGCUAUUCGCUAUCUAGGAUAAGCAAUGCAUUGAAACAAUUCUAAAAUGUUUGAAUAGUUUCAAAAUAUUUAUAGAUAUCUAAUCCUACAGGUUUAUUUAGAUAUAUUUGUCACCUGCUGUUCACCAUUGUAUGAGGAUGUGAUUUAAUGCGGUUUAGCAAAACUUUCAUCACAUUACAUAACGUUUAUUAUG
Mizuhopecten yessoensis (Yesso scallop) is the source of this 1855-nucleotide messenger RNA. Its product is annotated as scavenger receptor class F member 1-like. The record is from RefSeq and is a predicted model, not a curated record. Bases 54 to 836 code for a protein of 260 amino acids. NCBI's taxonomy places the organism in Eukaryota, Metazoa, Mollusca, Bivalvia, Pectinida, Pectinidae. The transcript is spliced from 6 exons. Gene Ontology annotation, molecular function: scavenger receptor activity.